CCUCACCAAAUCACUUGGUGUCACUCGCUUCUAGCAUUUAUGGUCCUGAUUGGUGCCGUCGUCUAUUUAUUCAUUUUACGGGGGCGUGAUAAGAAUAUACCCAAUGUGUCUCACCAUAAUCAAAAGAUACAAGAACUAAGAGAUCGAUGAAUGGAACAUAAUUUGUGAGCUAGAUUGAAGCCAAUUCUUGUAUCAGUAGCUCUCUCCACAAAAAUAAAUGAAGGAAACAUUAUUUCAAUCCUCUUAUAUAUUUCUCCACAAUAGGAAACAAAACAAAGGAAGUUACAAGCCAUAAAAUCUUCUCAAUUGUCAGGUUGUAGGUAAGCAUCAAACCACACUUGAAAUUGAGCUAACAAACAUUAAUUAAUGAAGCCAAUGGGCCAUUCAUGAAAGCUGUUUUUUAAUACUUUUUAGUGUUCUUUGUUUCAUGUGUGAGAAACAUAUUUAUCAAUUUGAGCACUGCAAAGGGAAUUUCUAUUUGCCAGUCUCACUGCCGAAGGAAGAAAUUAAGGACCGAUUCAACUGCCAAAGACGACACUAGAGCUAGACUUAAAUGUUUAUGUUUACCAUUUCUAAUAAGGAUUCCAAGUAGGUAAGUGGACUUUCUAGCUCUAGAUGUCCCUUUGAUUUGAUUUGGUGCUGAUAAGUUGAUGGGUGAUAGAUUAUUAAUAUUAAUUAUAAUAUUAUUAUUAUUAUUAUUAUUAUUAUUAUUAUUAUAGGGAAGUCGGCUACUUUUAGCAUAAGUGGGAGGGGAUUAUUAUUGUUAUGAGGUAUUUUGGGUAGAAUUGUCGUAGGUUUAGGGAUUUGUUGGCCGAAUAGGAGUAGUAAAGGGAUGGGCGGCUAUUACUUGGCAGGAAGACUAGGUUUAGUUAUUAGGGUUUGGGGUGUUUUACUAUAAAUAUGUACUUUGUGGUUCAGUUUAGAAAUGAAUGAAGAAGAAAAAAAAUCUUAAUUUAGUUGUUUUAGUUUAUUUAUCGUUCUUAUGCUGCGAUGCUUGGUACGUCAAUGCAUCAAUUGGUAUCAGAGUCUGGUUUAGACGAAUUGAGCUUGCUGCUACAGCUCCCAGGGCAGGUAUCGACAACGUUCGAUCACACACGUUGGGAAGAGGUCCAGAGAGCAACCACACUGCCGUCAAAGUUCCAAGGCCCAACGUCGCUGGCCGUUCGCCAUGCAUCGCUGGAGGUUACGACCUCAUACACUGCUGCCGACCUCGUUGAUGGAGGUCAUGUCGGAGACUGUUGGCCGACGUCAGAAUCCCUCGACGAACCGCCAGACGUUCGCGUCAAAAUUUUGGAGGUUGCGCCACCGAUGGCCGCGACCUCGUCCCCAGCUGCCAACAUCGUCACCAGCUGUGAGGACGGAAGCUGCGUUCCCACGUGGGAACUUGUCUUGCAAAUGCUUAAGGACCUGCUACAAACCCUCCAUAGGCAACGUGAGGAGAUGAAGGCCUUCUCCAAGAAACAACACGAAGCCUAUCGAGCCUUCCCUGCCACAGUUGCAACCACCGCAACUCCCACCACGCAAGCACCGACGCAACGGCUGGAAUCUCUUCCUUGGCGCCGUUUCCGCCAUCAAGGGAACCCAUCCGCCCGCCGUUGCUGUUCCGAUCAUUGUCAACGUGCAAACAUUGUCUGCUACCACGCCACGGUCGCUGCCGACCUCUAAUCUGCCGCAUCUAGCUCAUGAAACUGUCUUCAACGAUUUCGUCGAAAUUUCCCAUGAAGCUGUGGUAGCCUUCUCCGCCUCUAGGACUCCUAUUUCCGGGUAUGAGUUCGUUUUCUGUUCUAACAAUGACCCCUUUAUAUUUUACCAUUCAUCAAAUCUCGCGGACAAGAUUCUUUAAGGGGGAGGGGAGGGGGUGUAGUAUGAAAGGAAGAAGAUGACGAUAUGCAAGGGUUGUGAUAGUAAUUGGAAGUUUAGGAAGCGGGCAAGCGAAGCAUCAAGCUACUCUGUUAUGAAGAUGCUCCGUUGCAACUAGAAGUAUAUGAAGCGCAAGCCAUAUCAAGUCUUCACCAUCGUUUGUCAUCUCCCUCACAUUUACAUAGUUGUUUGCAAACCUCAGGGACAAGGUUGUUUUAAGGGGGGUGGAUUGAUGGGUGAUAGAUUAUUAAUAUUAAUUAAUAUUAUUAUUAUUA
Linum trigynum is the source of this 2135-nucleotide messenger RNA. The record is from the annotation of a GenBank genome assembly. Lineage: Eukaryota; Viridiplantae; Streptophyta; Magnoliopsida; Malpighiales; Linaceae.